Molecule: messenger RNA, 5921 nt
Organism: Musa acuminata AAA Group (dessert banana)
Lineage: Eukaryota; Viridiplantae; Streptophyta; Magnoliopsida; Zingiberales; Musaceae
Exons: 4
Coding region: 1559-5473 (1304 amino acids)
Source: RefSeq, a predicted model, not a curated record
ACCCACCGCAUCAACAAGGGGAGGAAGGAAGAUAGGCAGCAAUAUUAUUAUAUACAAGAGGCGCAGAAGCGAAGAGGACGAAGAAGGGAUCGUCGACAGGUGGGAUUGUGGAUCGCGUGGAGGAUAGGAAAAGGGGAAGAACGAAAGAUCAAGAAAGGAAUCCAUCCAUCGAUCUAUAUAUCCGUCGUUGAUGGCAGAGACGAGAUGAGAACAGGGGAAAGAAAAGGAGGAAGAGAAACAGAUCGAAAGGGAGGAAGGCAGCUCCGAUCCACAUCUUUAGAUCCAGGUAUUGAAACCUAGUUUCUGAUCUCUGUGCGCUUUCUUUAGGUUGUUUUGCAACUCGAGUCUGCCCUCCGGAGAGGGGAUUAAGAUGGCCAAGUGGCGUGGAUCUGCCGGGUUUCGGUUCUUGGAUGGUCUCCUUCGCUUUCCGGAACAGAGUUUUGGGUUCUUGGUCACAGGGGAGGACAAAGAUGUGGUCUCUGGGUUUGGGUCGUGGAUCUUGCCGGUCGGAUUAUGCAAUCUGCCCGUUGCCGAUUUCUUCUUUAGGGCCCUGGCAUGGGCUUGGAUCUGCUUGUCUUCGACGUCGCCCUCUUCUUUAGGGAUGUACAAGGGACAAAAAGGAGGGACAAGGGCUGUAUAUUUCGAUGAUCGGCCGAGACUGGUGCAUCUUUUUCUGAGGUUUCAUAUGGUGUUGAUUGACACAGGGUUGGAGAAUUUCUGCCAAGUUUUUUUAUUCUUGUGCCUUCUCGUUGCCGUACACCCCCACAAUCUACCUCUCGCCUGACUCUUUUAGGUCUUGACUUUGGCCUGGAUCUGCUAUCUGCAUCAUCGUCCUCUUAUUUACGGCUGGCCCAACUCAGAGAGCCGGCUAUAUCUCCGUCGGUCAGCUGAGGUUGGCUUGUUGUCGGACUGCCUGUUCACAGGGUUGAAGAAUUCCUUCAAGAAUCUUUGAUUUUUGUUGCUUCUUCCAGCAGAUUGUUUCUCUAAGAUAUAUCCUCUCCUUUCCAAGGCAAACUAUGUCUUUGUUGGUUCUGCUCGUCUUGAUCCAGAUAGUCUGUGCUGCUUAUGGACUUCUGGUCGUUUGGGCUUUGGAAUUGUUGGUCACUUUUUCCCGUGAGCGGUCAUUUGCAUCCUGUUCUUGCAGAUAGUGGUUUAUGUGAUCUGGAAUAUCUUAAUUUGGAUGUUAGCCAAGAUUUACUUGUUUAACGAGGACAUCUUUUGGAGGACGAUGGUGGUAGGCAAUAUACUUGUUCGAGCAGAAUAAUCAUUGUUGAUGAUCUAGUAGAGAUUGGACUAAAAUAAAGAAUGGGAUAGCUGUGCUACCUUCUCUUGUGCCAAUUGUCUCAAACUGUUGUGCAGGAGCCAUACUAGACUUUACGUAUUGUUGUUUGCAUUGCUUGAAGAUCUUAGAUUGGUGCACUGAUAAUUUCUCUGAAGAUUCAACUGUGUACUUGUUCUGGAGGUCUCAUUUCAGACGUUGAAACCAUCAAGGAUCGGAAUCCUGCAAGAAUUUUGGUGGCACAUCUUCAGUUGAUGAUUGUGGAUCUUGUCAGGGAACAUGCUGCAUGACAUAGGGCUUGAAAUUUCUGGAGCUAGAGAUCCUAACUUGAACUGGAUGACAGCUGCUAAGGGCAGGCAGUGGGCUGUCAGACGAGCUAGAACUUCAUUUGCUGAGGGAAGAAGGAAGAAGUCUGUGGUCAAAAGUUCCAAAGGGAGUGAGGUUACUAUGGAUAAGGACACCAGGAGAACAAAAGACAUCCCUGUUUCUGAUUCUGAGAAGGUCGGUGUAAGUAUUCUUGGCCAACACUUUAGUGAAUCCCUCGAAAUUGUUCCCAUAAAGAAAAGGAGAUUUCUGUUUGUUAGUUCUCCAUCAUCGCCACUGCAAUCUUCUUAUUCAGAUGAUUCCGAUCACCUGUUAGAGAGCCAACCUGCUUCAUACCAGGAGCCUUUAGCAUAUAACAAACAUCAUGAAAGGAGAUUUAUUGCUAGCAAAAGAACUAGUUUGAAUGAUGUAAUUGAAGAGGCCACUGAUGCUGCAGAUUUCUCUGGUAUUUCGAUAUUGGCCACUGCUGCCUGCAACAGUGAAGUGGUGGAUGACGCUAUACAUUCUGGAAGAUUAGUUUCAAAAGGAAAUUCUUCUAGAGAAGACCAUUUGGAAGACACUGAUGGUGAUGAAUCAUAUUCCUCAUGUAAAGAUUUGCAAGAAAACCAUAAUGUCUCUAUGGAAAAUUGUCUUACCUUCGUUCCUGCUGAAGAUGAUACGAAGUGUGAUGGUUUGCAGAAUCAAAAGAACUUCAUGGGGUCCCUGCAAAAUGUUUCAGAUAAAAUAAAGUCUUCCACUGGUUCAAGGCUUCACUGGGACCUUAACACUGAAAUGGAUGCAUGGAAUAACAAUUUUGAUGAUGUAAUUUCCGAGCCACUGGCCACUGACCUUGUAGCUGAAAAUGGUAACUCAAAUGAGAAGCUGGAAGGCUCAAAAUCUUGUGAAUGCCAGGUAGGGAAUGGAGAAAAAUCAUGCCCUACAGAACUUGGUGAAAGCUUAAUGGAGACAGCUGGCAUUGCAAGGGAUCACUGUGCUUUUGUAGCUGAUGAGAUAUUGGAAAAGCCUGAUUUAUGUAAUGGGCUUUCAGUUUCCAAUUAUGAGAAAGCAAAGCAUUGUCAUAGUUUGAUUGAAGCGGAGCAUGACUUGGAUGCUACUGCUGUUUCUUUGGUGAACUUUACUGAAGAAGCAAAGCUCAUAAACAACCAAGGGAACAACAUCUUCAUUAAUGAUAAAGCAAAGGGUGAUGCGAGUUCUCGGCUUGAGGGAGAAACUGAACCAAUGCUUUCUCAUUUGCCUUUUUGUGAGAAUGUUGUUGGUGACUGUAAUACCCAUGCAUGUAAAUUCGAUCCAAACAUGGCCCAAUCAAUCAGUAAACCUGUCAGAGAUGAAAAUGGAAGUGUUGAUGCAUCUAAUGCUGAUAACAGCUUUGAUGAUCAUUGCCCGGCUAAUGCAGGACAGUCUAUUCACAUAACCAGCACUCAGAUUGAGAAGCAUGGACUUCUGAAUAUUGUAGAAAAUGAUAAUCAGUCUCCUAUCCUUGCUGAGAAAGCUACUAGCUUAUUGUUUGAUGGAGAUAUAGGCAGGAAUUUGGUGGUAGCAUGUGGCACAUCUGGUGAAACUGUACAUUCUGAUGGCUUAGAUAUUACCAAUGGCAACUGUGCUGAUAAAUCUUCUGGAACACUGUGCAUGAGCCCUUCCCUGUCAAAUGCUCAUCAACACAAGAGCCCAGGGUCAUGUGAUCCUAACGAGCUGACUUCUGAGGCCACAUGUGCUGCUAAAUAUGAAGAGACGGCAACAAAAAUGAAGGUUGAUGAUAACAAUGGUUUUGGUGCCAAGGCCUCUGUUCCUGUUUCAGCUGUUGUAUCUAUGGCCGAAACUGAUGCCAGCUUGGUAGAUGGUGCUGUGGACACUCAAGAGGCAGAAAAACACAUGGAUAGCUCUGUAAAUUCGCAUUGUGACCAUAAAUCAGAUGCAUCUCAAGUUGAUAGUGUCCAAGUCACUGGACUGGAAAAAGACAACCUUCUGGGAGAUGAUGAUUCUCAAUUUGAGGAUGGUGAAUUGAGAGAAACUGUUCUGCAUGACUGGGGAGAUGGAAUUGAUGAAGGGGAAUCUGAACAUGUGGAUUAUGGAUCCGAGUCCGACAACAGAGAGAAUGAUACCUUUGAAGCAGAUUCUGCAUUACGUGCUUCUACUUCUUUCUCUUCUGAGGAUGUGGCAUGCAAAGAGAGCAAUAUGUCAGAUGCUGAUGGACCACCUACUGGCAAGGAUAGUCAGGUUGCUCUUUCUCAACCCCCAUCGAAGUGCUCAUCCAAAUCAGAUGGUUCAGAUGCAGUACAAGGGAAGAAAACCAUUGGGGUUAUUGGUGCAACAGAUCACGUAAAUCAUUUGACAUUAACAAGGAAAAGAAAGCAAAGAAAUGUUACUGAUGCAUUGGCAUCAGUUCCUGGUAGUGAUAAGCCAGUGAGAUACAAUGGAUGUCACAAUGAAGGUGAUAGCACAAGGGAACCUUCAACAUGUGAGAGAACAAAGUUGUCAGGAUGGGAUCGGUUGCCUGGAGGCCGUCGGCAUACCGGAGAUAGCUUUUUGGACCCUCGUAUUGGUUCUGUUAAACAAGAUGAGACUGCCAGUUCCUUAGAUGUGUUUGGUGAUGAUGAAUCAUCAGUAAGAUCUGGCUCCUCAUUCAGGGAAGGGUUAUCAUCUCAGGUUGAGAGGCCAAACUACUCAGAUGAGUCAUAUAGGAAGGACAAAUUUUAUCCCAGAUUAAGCAGGUCGAAGAAUCAUGAUAGUCUAGAUGCAAAAGCUGAAAAGAAUGCUGGUGCUUCUAAAUCAUCAGGGUGGGGUGGAUCAUUCCGGGAUACCCAAGGGAGGGGCAGGGAUAAACAUUGGUUUGAUCCUUCCAAUCGCCAUGGUAACAGGCAUCAUGAUUCACCAGGCUACUAUGACACACCCAGUUUUGCUCGACCUGCUUCAAGGAAUGCAGCUGCAGCUGCCAUUGCCAAGGUAGAGAGUAAUGGCUUUGUUGUUGCACCUGAUGGUACCUUAGUUAAGGCAGGUGGUGCUGGAACUUCUGGCUGUGUGAUCAGACAAUCUGCGAAUGCUUCUUUGCAAAGUGCACAUCCUUCUCUUUCCAGAUGGGGGUCACAGUCUGAGAGAGAUCUGGCAUGUGGUAUGCAGAGAAGACAUAAAAAUUCAAGGGAGAUGAGUCCUGAUAGGCACUUCAUUGUUAGUAGGGGCCAGGUUGAUAAACAUGCUAUUGAAAUGGUCAGGGAUCGGCAUUGCAGACGUCGGCCAGAUGACAUGAUAGAAUCGUCCACAGCAGCGGACCAUUUAUCAACAAGAGAUCGAAGUUUCUCACCAUGCAGAGGGCAUAUUCAUCUAUCUCAUUCACGCACCAGAUCUUCAAGAUCUAGAACCCGCUCCCCUCUUCGUUGGGCAUCGCCAAGGAGAAGAAAUGACAUUGGCAUGAAUGAUGUCCCUGUUUCUCGCAGACGCAGCAGGUCUCCGAUAGCUAGAAUGGAGAGGAUGAGGUCACCCCACCCACAACCUACUUUUGAGGAACGCAUGAUAACUUACGGUUCAGCAUCCAGGACCUUUGCUUCAUCGUUACAUGCUUCAAGAUGGAUUGAUGAAAGGAAGGAUUCAUCCAAUCAUCCAAAGGAACAUGAGUACAAGCGAUAUUCUGGAAGAAGCUCACCUGUGAAGGUGUUUAGAAAUCAUAGGUUGGAUUCCAUGGAUUCACAAGGAAGACCAAAGCCUGAUGAUUACUAUCAUCAUCUUCACUCUAGCAGCAACCCAGAAUUUGAUGGUUUUGGCAGGGGAUACAAGUCUGAGGAUAGUAAUAAUAGAAGACGGGGCGGCGGUAGUAAAUAUGAAGUGCUUCAUUCUAUGAGGCAGUACAACAUUGAUAAGAAUGAGAAGCGCUUCAGGUAAGAUGUGUUGAGGUUUGCAGGUUCAUGAUUCUGGGCACAGACCCGCAGGGUUUCAGCAUAGAGGGAGCCCAAGAGAACCUUGCAGAUGGAAACAAUUGGAGGGCAAAUGCUGAUACCAGUUUCGUGUCAUAUGGUAUCCAAAGGUUCAAAGACUGUAAAGCAUAUACAUACUUUGGUCUGCUGCUUUUGUGGGAUAACUAAAGAGACUGAACCCAUUAAUACUUCAUUUUUUUUUAGUGAAGCGGUGUCGAGGAAUGCUGUCUCAUAUUUAUACCUUGUAAAGAAGGUUGGUUACAUUUUAUGUUGAAAGUUAGAUUUUUGAGCGGGGGAUGCCCUCCCUUUUAUAAUCCCACUGCGACAUAACUGAUUACUGAAAUUUCAUUCUGUGCCCAUCGAUGGUUAGCCUGCAUUUUGAAUGUAGUGGCAAAUACCAAUUGAAGUUUUGAACC